UCACACUGCUUUGUUGAUUCUUGAUUAGGUUCUGCAUUUUUUCUGUUUGCGGCGGCGGCGGCGCGUUUGAAGUAUUGUUUUCAAGUGCAGCAGAUUGUUUACUUUACGCCCACCCAACUGUGUAAACAAAUUCAGCGCAGGGCAGUAAACCAGUGAGCUCCAAACCUUCGAGCAACCAAGAUGUCGGGCACCAUACUGGAGAACCUGAGUGGCCGCAAGCUGUCCAUAUUGGUGGCCACUUUGCUGCUCUGCCAGGUGUUGUGCUUCCUGCUGGGCGGUCUGUAUGCCCCCCUGCCCGCCGGCCAUGUCACCGUGCUGGGAUCGCUGUGCCGCGAGGAUCACGCCCGCCAGAAUGACACCAGUUUCCUGCUGUACUCACGCGGUGCAGGAGCCUGCAUCCCAGUGACGCGAGAGGAGGUGGAGCAGGAUUCAACAAAGAUGGCCAAUGAGUUGGUGCACGUUUUCCAGAUGCCGCUGCCUCGUGACCUGCGCGACCUGGACUACUCCCGUUGGCAGCAGAAUCUGAUCGGUGUGCUACAGGUGGAGUUCGGCUAUGAUUCCUCGUCGGAGCUAAGGGAACCGCCCAGGGAACUUCAGUUGACAAUCGACAUGCGUCUGGCGUACCGAAAUAAGGGGGAUCCGGACAACGGCUGGAAGUUGUACGCCCACGGCGUCGAGCAUCGCUACCUGGAUUGUGUCACUUCUCAUGUGGGUCCCACAGAAACGCUGUACUCAUGCGACAUGAUACCGCUUUUCGAAUUGGGCGCAUUGCACCACAGCUUCUAUCUGCUGAACUUGCGUUUCCCGCUGGACACACCGAGCCAAAUGAACCUGCAGUUCGGCCAUAUGCACGAUCUCACGCUGACAGCUAUUCAUCAGAACGGAGGAUUCACACAGAUUUGGCUGUUGCUUAAGACAAUGCUGUUUCCAUUCGUAGUGGGCAUCAUGAUAUGGUUCUGGAGGCGAGUGCAUCUGCUGCAACGAUCCCCCGCCCUGCUGGAGUAUAUGCUUAUCUAUUUGGGAGCCGCUCUGACCUUCCUCAAUCUACCGCUGGAGUACUUGUCGCUGGUCUACGAGAUGCCGUACAUGCUGCUGCUAAGUGAUAUUCGCCAAGGCAUCUUUUAUGCCAUGCUGCUCACUUUCUGGCUGGUCUUCGCCGGUGAACACAUGCUCAUUCAGGAUGCUCCGAACAAGUCGACCAUUCGCUCGCGUUACUGGAAACAUCUCUCGGCCGUCGUCGUGGGCUGCAUCUCGCUGUUCGUCUUCGACAUCUGCGAAAGGGGCGUGCAGCUACGCAAUCCAUUCUACUCGAUCUGGACAACGCCGCUGGGCGCUAAGGUGGCCAUGACUUUCAUUGUUCUGGCCGGAGUUUCGGCAGCCAUUUAUUUCCUCUUUCUGUGCUACAUGAUAUGGAAGGUGUUUAGGAAUAUUGGCGACAAGCGCACCUCGCUGCCUUCGAUGUCCCAGGCGCGACGACUCCAUUAUGAAGUUCCUUUAGACCAGAAAGUUGAAGAUUGGGCCGGAAUCGUAUAUUUUUACACAAAAGCUUUUUUUUUUCAAUUGCAUAAGGCAAAUGAAAGUAAAGGUCUUAUCUAUCGCUUCAAGUUUUUGAUGCUGGCCACCCUUGUAUGUGCAGCUCUGACCGUCGCCGGCUUCAUUAUGGGCCAAAUGGCCGAGGGCCAGUGGGACUGGAACGACAAUGUGGCAAUUCAGCCAACUUCCGCCUUCCUGACCGGCGUCUACGGCAUGUGGAACAUCUAUAUCUUCGCCCUGCUCAUCCUGUACGCGCCCAGUCACAAGCAAUGGCCGACAAUGCACCACAGUGACGAGACCACACAGUCGAAUGAGAAUAUAGUUGCCUCAGCAGCCAGCGAGGAGAUCGAGUUCAGUCACCUGCCAUCGGACUCCAAUCCCAGCGAGAUCUCCUCACUCACCUCGUUCACACGCAAGGUGGCCUUCGAUUAGGCGGAAGGACUCGAAUUAUUGUUUUCUAAAGGGUUGUGUGCCAAACUGAGAUCACAAUUUGGCCUGCAGCCGCAACGCUUAAAGUGUGUGCUCAUUUAAUUACCAUAGUCAGUAGCAUUUCUUGCCUAGUUUUGCAUUCUGUGCAUUCGACAACGCGAUCAGCAUUAUUACUUAUCAUUAACAUAUAGAUUGUCUAGUUUUUCACAGCAUGCUCAAAGUGUACGAUUUUAUCAAAUGUAUUUUUAUGUAUGCGCCUCGGCAGUAUUAUCUAUUGAUGUCCAAUUGUGCUAGCUUGUAAGUUUUAACAUAUAUUAUCAAAUAACAUUUUAUACGUGUAAUAACGUUCAAGGGUGGUCCCAUUUUUUUUGCUGAACAACAUCUUGCCUCGGAAACUAUAUGUUUAACAUUGAGAUGAAUUAAAAAUCGAAUAGUGUAUUAAAAUGAUAUUAUUCAUAUAGUUUCAAGUGCCAAAUUGUCGACAGAUUAAAAAAGAACUCAUACUUACCACCCUAUAAUAUUUAUCCAGAGGACUCUGCCCAGAUUUUAAAACUAAAAACGUAGAGCAAUUUUGUAUUCAAGUAGCAAUGCAUCGAAUAAAAAGCAAUAUUG
Molecule: messenger RNA, 2574 nt
Organism: Drosophila melanogaster (fruit fly)
Lineage: Eukaryota; Metazoa; Arthropoda; Insecta; Diptera; Drosophilidae
Gene: wls
Product: wntless
Exons: 3
Coding region: 181-1965 (594 amino acids)
Biological process (GO): Wnt signaling pathway
Cellular component (GO): Golgi membrane; endosome membrane; endoplasmic reticulum membrane
Molecular function (GO): Wnt-protein binding
Source: RefSeq, marked reviewed